AUGGCGGAGGCAGGGUCGGCCCGCAUGGACUUUGUGGCAUCCCAUGGCACAGGCACCCCUCUGGGUGACCCCAUUGAGACCGGCGCACUACGCAAGUCGGCCGCCGGCGGUGCAGCCAACCUGGGCGGCGGUGGCAAUGACAGUAACAGUGGCGGCGACAGCGCGUUUGUGUUCACGGUCGGCGCCGUCAAGGCGACGACAGGGCACCUGGAGGGCACCGCCGGACUGGCUGGACUGGCGCAGGCGCUCGCGGCGCUGCAGCAGCGGGCGGCGCUGCCGCUACGGUACCGAGGGCUCAACCCCUACGUGGCAAGCAGCCUGGAGGGCUGGGGUGUGCGGUGCAGGCUGCCCAUUCAGCACGGCGGCGUGGCCCUGGUGGCCGUCGUCGGCACCAGCUCCUUUGGAAUGAGCGGCGUCAACGCGCACGCCAUCCUGCGCGCCGCCACGCCCGAGGACGGCGCAAUGCUUGCGCCUUUCGCACAACGCGAUUCAACAUCGUUCGUCUGGCAGCGCCGCGACUUCCUUCACGCGGCCGGCCCGCCGGCCGGCCACCCGCUGCUUUACGCCGCGUCGCCGCCGGCUGCCGGCGGCGGCGGCCGCGAAAUCGUCGAGUUUGCGGUGCCGCCGCUGUCGCGGCCGGGGCUGGCAUUCCUUUGGGACCACGUCGUGGCUGGCCUGGCGCUGCUGCCCGCGGCCGCCUUCUUGGAGAUGGCUGCCGCGGCCGCGCGCGCCCUGCUGACGCCCGACGCCGCAGCCGCGGCCGCCGCCGGCGCCGACGGCCAGCCGGCGCUGGCAGGCGCCGUGCUCGCGGCGCCGCUGGCGCUGCCCGACAGAUUGCAGCAGCAGGAGCAGGCCGACGGCGGCGGCAAGGGGCUGGUGCUGACGUGCACAGUGGAUCUGACGACUGGCGCACUUGCGCUGCGCUCAGGGCCUGCCAGCGCCGGCUCCCCGCAUCAGCAUCACCUGCAGCACCACGUGAGCUGCUCCAUCAUCACCCUGGCGGCGCCUGCGGCCGCUGCAGCUCCUGAGGGUUCACCAGCCAAUCCGCCGGGCCGCGCCGCGGCUGCGGCCGCGGGCGCGGACGCGCUCCGCGCCGCCUGCCGCGAGCCAGGGGACGCGGCGGCCGCGUACGCGUCCCUGCGGGCGGCCGGCCUGCAGUACGGCCCGGCGUUCAGGCGGCUGCGGGCGCUGCACCGCGGCGCGGGCGAGGCGCUCGCCCCGAUUCGCGGCUCGGCGCCGGCCUUGGACGGGUUUGCAGUCCAUCCUGCAACCCUUGACAGUCUGCUGCAGCUGGGCGCGGCCGUGCCGGAGGAGACGCACGCGACGGCAGAGCAGGCGAUGGUGCCGGCGGCGGUCUCGCUGUUCGUCGUUCCCGCCCAGCCGCCGCUUGCUGCGCUCGGCGCGCGCGGCAGCAUGAGCCAGGGGCUGGUGUGCUUCGGCCUCGCACGGAGAGGCAGCAGGGGCGACAACGGCGCAGCCCAGCAGCAACAGCCGCGCCAGCCGCAGCCGCCAGCUCAUGCAGCAACGCUGCGCGACCACCUUUUGUUGGAUGGCAGCGGCGGCCUGACGUGCCGCGUCGACGGCCUCGAGGCGCGGCCCGCGCGCGCGGCAGCUUCUCAGCAGCUGCGGCAGCAACAGCAGCAGCUGGAGGGCGCAGACGACAUGCUCUACGAAAUCGAGUGGGUGGUGGCCUCUGCCGCCUCCCAAGCUGAGGCCGCCGGCGGUGUGCUCGCGCUCUCGGCCGGCGCCGGCCCCGCUGGCUGCGCCGGCGCCGGCUCGGGAGUGUCGACGUUGGGCGCCGCGGCGGCGGCGCGGGGCGGCCUGCUGCGCACCUUUGGGCAGGAGCACGCGCUCGGACUGGCAGUCCGGGAGUGGGACGGCUUUGACACUGCGAACGCAGCCGCGCCAGCCGCGCCCUCCCUGGCAGUCCUGUGGCGCGGCUCGCUGCCCGCCGGCCUCGUCGACGGCUACGGCGGCCGCAGCCUCGGCGGCGCGGCGCUCGUGCCGUCGAUGCGCGCCAGCGCGGCGGCCAGCGCGCCGGCCGCGUACCACCUCGCCCCGCGCCCGCGCGGCGCGCUGGGCAACUUGGUGCCCCAGCCGGUGGCGGCCGAAUUGUCGCAGGAUGGCAGUGUCCUGUUGGCUGUGAAGGCCGUUGGCAUCAACUUCAGAGAUGUGCUCAACGUCCUGGGCCUGUACCCCGGAGACGCGGGCGAUCCCGGCUCAGACUGCGCCGGCGUCGUGCUUGCCUCAAACGCCGCCGCCGGCGUGCGCCCCGGGGACGCAGUCUUCGGCCUUGCCACCGGCUCCCUGGGCUCCCACGUGCACGCGUCGGCGCUCACGUUGGUGCCGGUGCCGCAGAACGUCGGCUUUGAGGCGGCCGCCACCAUGCCCACAGUGUUCAUCACCGUCGACGCAGCACUCAACCAAGUGGCUGCCCUGCGGCCUAGCGAGCGAGUGCUGCUGCUGGCUGCAGCGGGCGGCGUCGGCCUGGCGGGAAUCCAGCUGGUGCAGGCACUGGGAGCGCGGCCGCUGGCCACGGCCGGCAGCCCCGCCAAGCGCGCCCUGCUGCGCUUGCUGGGCGUGGACGCUGUGUCCAGCUCGCGCGGCCUCGGCUGCUUUGAGGAAUGCGCGCUGUUUGGCGGCGCGGACGUGGUGCUCAACUCGCUGACGUCACCGGGCAUGGUGGGCGGCGCGCUGGCGCUGCUGCGGCGCGGUGGGCGGCUGGUGGAGAUCGGCAAGCGCGAUGUGUGGAGUGGCGCCGCGGUGGGCGCCCAGCGUCCCGAUGUGGCAUACAGCCUGCUGGCUGUGGACUUCAUGCCCGAGGCGGGCCUGCACGCAGCCAUGGUGCGGCUGUCAGCGCGCCUAGCUGCGGGCGUCGUGCGCCCUCUGCCCGGCGCAGUGCAUGAUCUGCGCAACGCGGCAGCGGCACUGCGCCAGCUGAGCCAGGCGCGCCACGUAGGCAAGGUAGUGGUGCGCGCCUCUGGCGCAGCUGCUGCCGCCUCCGGCUUUGGUGGCGGCAGUGGCGGGGGCUCAGCGCUGUUCGGUGCUGCCGAGCGCAGCUGUGGUGGCGCUGUGGUGGUGCUGGGCGGCACAGGCACCCUCGGCAGCCUCAUGGUGGGUUGGCUAGCGGAGAGCGGGGUCGGCUGGAUCCCAGCCGCAAGCCGCAGCGGGCGGCUGUCAGGGCCGCUGGCAGAGCAGCUGCUGGGAACAAGUGGCAGCAGCGCCGCCCAGGGCGCCGCAGUGUCGGUUGUGGCGUGCGACGGCGGCGCUGCUGCAGACGCGGCUGCCUUGGAGGCGAGCCUGGGCGGCCGUGAGCUGCUGGGUGUGCUGCAUGCCGGCGGCGUGCUGGCAGAUGCUACGUUCGCCAACCAGACCGCAAGGGGCAUGCGUAAGGUGUUUGGUUCUAAGGUCCAGGCCUUGGAGCUGCUGCAGCGCCUGCUGCGCCGCCAUCCGGUUGCAACCACUGUGCUGUUUAGCUCAGUAGCUUCCCUGCUGGGCAGCCCCGGCCAGGCCAACUACGCCGCAGCCAACGCCGCACUUGACGCGGCGGCAGCGGCGCUGCAAGCUGGCGGGGUUGGGGCGCUCAGCGUGCAAUGGGGCGCGUGGGCCGGCGCAGGCAUGGCGGCCAACGACCCCCAGACGGCUGCGCGCGUGGAGCGCAUGGGCAUGGCGCUGGUCAGUCCGCGGGCGGGCCUGGCCGCGCUUGAGGGCGCCCUGGCCGCCUCCGCUGCCAGCGCCAAGCCCGUCGUGGCAGCAACACCCAUUCUUUGGCCUGUCCUGCUGCGCCGCUUCUUUGGCGCGGCGGCGGUGCCUCAGCUGUUUUCGGAGUUUGCGGGCGCGCUAUCAAAGCGGCCCGCGCCUGCACCUGGCGCGGCCGGCCCGGCAGGCGGCCCCACGGCCCCAGCAGGCGCGCCGCGCCGCCUCGGCCGCGCCGCGGUGCGAUCCCUGGUGCGCGACGCUGUGGCCUCUGUCCUGGGCCCUGCAGUCAAUGACGACGAGCCGCUGAUGGCGGCGGGCCUGGACUCCCUGGGCGCGGUGGAGCUGCGCAACGCGCUGGAGGGCCGCCUGGGCGGCCUGCAGCUGCCGCCCACGUUGGUGUUUGACUACCCUGCUGUAUCCAGCAUGAGCGAUUACAUCUCCAGUCGGUUGGGGCCGGAGGAGGAGGAUGGAAUGCCAUUCGGGGCAGCAGCGGGAGCCGCACUGGCGGCAGGACGGGCCGCUGAGCCGCCCCUGCCGCCGCCCGUGCCCGCGGCGGGCGCGGCUGCGGCAGCGAGGCCCGUCGUCGCCAUCACCGGCGCCGCCUGCCGCAGCCCUGGCGGCGCGAUCGGCCGCGCCGCGGCGUCGGACGCCGUGCGCGCGGUGCUGCUCAGCCGCUGGGACUGGGAGCGGCUCGCGGCUGCGGCAGCGGCGGCCUCUGCCGCCGACCCUGAAGAGCGCCCCGCACGCUUCGGCGGCUGGCUGGAUGGGAUUGAGAUGUUUGAUGCGGCGCUUUUUGGCAUCAGCUCCACAGAGGCGGAACUAAUGGAUGCACAGCAGCGACUGCUGCUGGAAACGGCCCAUGAGGCGCUCUGGAGCGCCGCCGCCGCCGGCGGUGACGUCAUCGGUGACGUCAUCGGUGACGUCAUGAGCGGCGGCGGCGGCGGCGGCAGCUUUCGCGCAGCGUCGGUGCUGGGCACGGAUGCGUGCGUGGCCGUGGGCAUUGCGAGCGCGGAGUACAACAACUGGGUCCUGCGGCGCGCGGGGCAGCCGCCGUCGGCGUACGGCGCGACAGGUGGCGCCCUGUCCGUCGCCAGCGGCCGCCUCGCCUUUACCUACGCCCUUCGCGGCGCUGCUGUUUCCGUGGAUACUGCCUGCAGCAGCAGCCUGGUGGCCGCGCACUUUGCGGUUGGUCAGAUCACGGGCGGCGCCUCCGCCGGCGGGCUGGCCGCCGGCGCGGGGCUGCUGCUCUCGCCGGAGCCGACCGCCAUGUUCAAGAGUGCGGGCAUGCUGGCGCCGGACGGCCGCUGCAAAACGCUCGACGCGGCUGCAGACGGCUACGUGCGCGCAGAGGCUGUGGGCGUGCUAGUGCUGCAAGCGCUGCUGCUACAGCACGACCGCGGCGGCGUCGGUGGCGCUGCCGCGGCCGCACGCGGGGGCCGGGCCCUCGCCGUGCUGGCUGGCAGCGCCGUCAACCAGGACGGCCGCAGCAGCGGCCUCACGGCGCCCAACGGGCCGGCGCAGCAGGAGGUGAUCCGCCAGGCCCUGGCGGCGGCGGGGGUGGCGGCUACCGACGUGAACGGAAUCGAAAUGCAUGGCACGGGCACCAGCCUGGGGGACCCUAUCGAGGUCGGCGCCCUGGCCGCCGUGUUUGGCGGCAGCGGCGGCCGCGACAAGCGGCGCCAGCCGCUGCUGCUCACGGCCGGCAAGAGCUGGGUCGGCCACUCGGAGGCGGCAGCCGGCGUCGUCGGGCUCGUGCACGCGGCCACAGGCCUGCGGGCGUCGCAGGCGCAGGCGGUGCUGCACCUGUCGGCGCCAAACCCCUACCUUGAGGGAUCACUGCGGCCGCCUGGCGGCGCCGCCGCUGCCGGCGGGGCCUGGAGCCUGCCGCGGCAGGCGGCGGGGCUGCCGUCCCUCGGCGGCGCGGAGGAGGUGGCAGUCAGGGGCGUCAGCUCGUUUGCUUUCCAGCGCGCCCACACAUGGGCCGCCCCGCCCGCACGCCUGCUGGUCGACGCAGCGCUGCCCGCUGCGCCCGGCGCCGCGCCCGGCGUCCCGCCGCGCGUAGCAAUGCGGUGCGCCGUGGCGGGUGCGGCGGCGGCGUUCCUUCUCGACAACGUGAUCGAGGGCGCCGCGUGGCUGCCCACCUCCGCUGUCCUGGAGAUAGCAGCGGAAGCCGCUUCUUUGGUCACCGGCGCCGCCGCCGCUGCGACGGCACCACCCACAGCGGCGCUGGCGGGCGUGGUGCUGCCCUCCGGCUUGCCGCUCGCCUGGGCGGGCGCCGCUGACGUCACCUGCGUGCUGCACCCGGCCAGCGGACUGUUGGAGGUCCAGGCGGCCUAUGCGUCGGACCCCCAGCAGCCGGCGCAGCAGCACCGCCACGCCCUGCUCUUCGCCACCGUCACCCGAGUCACCAGCAGCGGCGGCGGCAACGGCGACGCUGGAGAGGCGGCCCCGGCCGCGCAGCGGCUAGCGCGCGUGCUGUUCGGUGCGCACGGCGGCGCGCUGGCAAACGUGCCAGGCGCCGCGGCGUACGCAUCCGUCGACGCCGCCGCGAUGCCGGACACCGGCGGCUUGAUCGCCCACCCCUGCGUGUUGGAAGCUGCCCUGCAGCUGGAGGGCGUCAUGGAGGCAGCUGCCGCGGCCGCAGCUGCCGCAGCCAUCGGCGAAGGGGCCGCAGCCGAGGCCGAGAAGGAAGCUGCACUAGCCGCAGCUGCGGCGGCCCAAGUCAUCCGGGUGCCUGUCAGCAUGGCUGCCUGCCUGCUGGACCGGCUGGAUGGGGCAGCCGCCCCGCCAAGCGCGCACGCAGCGCGGCGCGCUGCAGGCGGCCGCAUCUUGACCAGCGGCUGGCUGCGCCCGGGCGCGUGCGCCGCCGUCGCCGGCUCCGCCGCCACCGCCGCCGGCUGCCGCAUGUUUGAUGCCGAGUUCCGCCCUCUGGCCGCGCCCGCCGUCGCCGCGGCGGCCGCGGGCGCCGCGAUCGAGGCGGUGGAGGGCGCGGCGGCGUUUGGGGGCGGGCAGCGGCCGCCGUGGCUCGAUAUGGAGCCGUGGGAGGUUGAGGAUAUGGUGGCGUCUGCGGUGGAGGCCAUCGUGGGCCAGCCGAUCCCUCUGGACGAGCCGCUGAUGGCGGCGGGCCUGGACUCCCUGGGCGCCGUCGAGCUGCGCAACGCGCUAAGGGACCGCCUCGGCGGCCUGCAGCUGCCCAGCACCCUCCUGUACGACCACCAGUCCAUCUCAGCCAUUGCCGUCUUCAUAUUGGACGACCUGUCUGGGCCAGACGCCGCCAACGCCGUGGUCGACACGAGCAUCAGCGGCGGCGCGGGCCGGCUCGGCUCGCUCGCGCUCGCCGGCGGCGGCGCGGGUGGAAGCGGGCCGGGCGGGAGCGGCGGCGCGCCGUCGGCGCUGCUGAAGCUGCUGAGGGGCGCGCCGGCGCCGCGGCCGCUGUUCCUGGCAGCCCCGGGCGUCGCAAACGCACAGUCAGCAUAUUUUGCGUUUGCUCAGUUCCUCUCUUGGUCUGAUCAGCCGAUCUACGUGCUGGAGAAGGACAACGACCUGGACAUAUCCGCCCUGGCGCGCGCCAACGCGGCCGACAUUCUGAAGGUCCAGCCCGAGGGGCCGUUCCUUCUGGGGGGCCACUCCUAUGGCGGCACCGUGGCUGUCGAGGUGGCGCUGGUGCUGGAGGCGUGGGGCCACGAGGUCGGGCUGGUCAUGGGUUUCCAGGACUGA
Monoraphidium neglectum is the source of this 7416-nucleotide messenger RNA. RefSeq names its product type I polyketide synthase. The record is from RefSeq and is a predicted model, not a curated record. The transcript is spliced from 14 exons. Gene Ontology annotation, biological process: fatty acid biosynthetic process. Gene Ontology annotation, molecular function: phosphopantetheine binding; fatty acid synthase activity; oxidoreductase activity. The coding region runs from base 1 to 7416 and encodes 2471 amino acids. NCBI's taxonomy places the organism in Eukaryota, Viridiplantae, Chlorophyta, Chlorophyceae, Sphaeropleales, Selenastraceae.